AGAGAGCCAUUUCGACUAGAAGAGCACGGCGGGUUAAAAGCGCACCGUUGUUGAAGCCCCAUGUCGAGCCAUUGCGUGAUGACGAUGCUUGUGGCACUGCUUUUGGCAUUCACUGCACGGACAUCUGCCGAAGAGACCAACAUGAACGUGAGUGGAAAGCAGAUGGUUAAGGAAUUGACCAAGGGCAACAUGAGCAUUGGGAGGAAUCACUCGGUGGCAACAUCCAAUGACCCCGUGUCCCAGGGCAGAGCCUUGCGCAGCGUGACGAUCCCUAUAUUCGAAGACCCCACUGCAAACUAUAUCAUGAUUGCUGUUGUUAUUGUUGUGCUUGUGGUCUGUCCGAUGGUGUGCAUGGUGUCUAAGGCAUGUAAGGGUUGAUUGUAUUGCUCGGAAGGAACGUCGCAGUCCUACAGAGGAACGUCGCAGUGCUACAGUUUCUGCUUUGGGAGAGGUUUGAAGUAAAGAUACAACCUGUGCAGAUGCAAGAUCAAAGGUCUAGUAAUUUGCCCUCAACAAGGCACGUCUUGUGUUGAGCAGUCGAGCUUGGAUUGGGCAGAAAGCAAGGGCAACACGAAGUUUGCCACACCUUUCUUUUUAGCUACAGAGGUUGCUACAACAGCUUUUGACCUACCCCAGGUUUAGAUAGGUCUGGACACAGAUUUAAAGAUGUGACACAGACCACUGCGAUCAGAGGGAAAAAA
Cladocopium goreaui is the source of this 701-nucleotide messenger RNA. Lineage: Eukaryota; Dinophyceae; Suessiales; Symbiodiniaceae. The record is from the annotation of a GenBank genome assembly.